This is a messenger RNA of Annulohypoxylon maeteangense, 5356 nucleotides long. RefSeq lists its product as uncharacterized. Bases 115 to 5088 code for a protein of 1657 amino acids. Gene Ontology annotation, molecular function: protein binding. Lineage: Eukaryota; Fungi; Ascomycota; Sordariomycetes; Xylariales; Hypoxylaceae. The record is from RefSeq and is a predicted model, not a curated record. The transcript is spliced from 6 exons.
CUUGAGCUUCUUCUUUAGAGCGCGGUUUCGUCUUUGUAUCUUCUGCCAGCCUGAUGGACGAUACUUCUCAAUUUUCUGCUAGUCUUCGGUAUAUUUAAGAUACCUACCUACUAGAUGCUUAUGAAGUUCAAGAAACCAUUUUCUCUCCGAAAGAAGAAGGCCGAUAAUAGUCAAGAUGACCCCCCGGACGUCCGUGAAAGCCAAGAUGACGCGACCCGCGUAAAGCUAAAGCCGCUACGCACAUCUACCACCGUCAAUGCUCAACUUCAAGAUCGAUUACCGAGCGGCAGCCUUGGUGCUAUCCAUACGAAAUCCAUAGAAAGCGACAUUACUCCCUCCUUAGAAACCUCGACGACAUAUCGCGGAUUUGGAGCGUCUAUUAAGGAUCCGCUUGGGCUUAAAGUUGUCUAUCGACCUGCUGGGCAACGUCGAGCGGACAUAAUCUUCGUUCAUGGACUGGGUGGGAGUAGUCGCAUGACAUGGUCCUACGAACGUAAUCUGGACUUCUUUUGGCCUUUGAAAUUCUUGCCACUGGAGCCAGACAUUCGUGAUGCGCGAAUCCUGACUUUUGGAUACAAUGCGAACUUCCGUCCAGGUAGCGGCAAGAAUAAAUUGUCCAUUCUUGACUUUGCCAAAGAUCUUUUGUUUGACCUGAAGCAUGCCCAAGAUGAAUCCGGACCAGACCUAGAAGAUUUAGGCAUGGGAGAGCGGCCUAUUAUAUUCGUGGUACAUUCUAUGGGUGGGCUUAUCGUAAAAGAGGCGUAUGUGCAAGGACAAAAUGACCCGGCCUAUGAGUCCAUUAUCAAGGCUGUCUCGUCCGUCGUCUUUCUUUCAACACCGCAUCGCGGUACCAACCUAGCCGAUACCCUAAAUCGCAUCUUGCAGGUAUCCUUCGUUGCUAGUCCCAUGCAAUUUAUUGCUGAACUUGCAGUUGGUUCGCAAACUCUACAGAAACUCAACGAGCAGUUCCGACAUGCAGCUCCGAAGUUGCAGAUUGUGUCGUUUUACGAGACCCGUCCUACUACCAUGUUCAAGAAGACCCAGAUAAUGGUUCUAGAGAAAGAUUCAUCCGUUUUAGGUUAUCCUGAGGAGAUUUCCAAACCUCUCGACGCGGACCAUCAUGGAGUUUGUAAAUAUGCAAGCCCGGAUGACCCGUCUUACAUCGCUGUGAGGAACAUGCUCAGGACAUUGAUGGCGAAAGACAAGACGAAUCAUAAGUUAAUCGAUUCGCUUCGACCCAUUCCUCCAGAUGCCAGGUUAUUAUCAGAUCAACCUAAGACAGACGCCGCACCUGUUGUUAGUUUCGAGGAAUAUCUUUCCAUCUCCGAAUCCCCUGAUGCAGAUUAUAAUUUCUUCCGCGACCGAUGGACUCCAGGUACCUGUUCGUGGAUUGAACGCAAUGAUACAUUCAAUGUGUGGUUGGAAGAUACAUCUCAUAAGCCCCGAGUGUUGUGGAUUAACGGCAAUGCUGCGACUGGAAAGUCCAUUUUAUCUUCCUUCAUCAUCAACCACCUUGCUCAGCUUGGCCUACCUUGUCAAUAUUUUUUCAUUCGAUUCAUGUCCGAAGAAAAGCGAGGGAUGAGCAUGUUGCUACGGUCCCUAGCAUGUCAACUCGCAAACUCAACACCAGAAUAUGGAGAUAAACUUCGUCAGCUUGAGGCUGCUACUACGGAUCUGAAAACGGCAGAAUAUCGAACUAUCUGGCAGUGGCUGUUCAAGCGGACACUGUUCAACUUGGAUUGUAAAUACCCUCUUUACUGGAUUAUUGAUGGCGUGGACGAGGCAGAUCUACCGGCAGCGUUAAUUCGACUUUUAUCAGAGCUUGACCAGACUACCAUUCCCCUCCGUGUCUUAAUCGUGGGCCGCAAGACUCAUGAGAUCUCAUUAGCGUUCCAGAAACUUUCUAAGCAAGUACAAGCAGACACCAUACAGACUGAAGGGAACCCCGUUGAUUUUCGAACUUACAUCAAUUACGAAAUGGGCCUAGCAGGCGACGCGACAUAUAUAGAGGAUACAUGUAAUGGACUGCUCAGUCGUGCCAACGGUAAUUUUCUAUGGUUACACUUGGCCGUCCAAACAAUGAACACCUGUUACACGAGACUAGAUGUCGAGAAAGCCUUGGAAGAACUUCCCUCUGGAAUGGAAGCUCUAUAUGACCGGAUGGCCGUAUCUGUUCAGUCUCAGCCAAAUGUCAACAAUCGAAAUCUCGGUUUUAAUAUCCUGGGGUGGGCCACUUGUGCUCGACGGUUAUUGAGUGUUGAUGAGCUUGGUGAUGCCUUGGAGGGUGAUGGCGUUCUUGAAAUUCAUAGGACGAUAAGAGAUCUUUGUGGUGGGUUUAUUGCCGUCGAUCAAGAGAACAAGGUCGCUUUAGCCCAUGAAACGGCUCGAGAGUAUUUGGUACGCGAAGACAAAGGUCAGGGAUCGCUAGUCAUUGAUACUCGUGUCACCAACGACAUGAUAUUUAGGGGGUGUAUAACGCGGCUGACAGAUACGAAUCUACGAAGCCAGAUUAACCGCGGCCGACCUCCUGCGCUCCUGGGAUAUGCCGUGACUUCAUGGUCCCACCAUCUUGUCUCGGGAUCUAUCACUGACUCCAAAAUAUUGAAGAUCAUCCUUAAAUUCCUUAAGAGUCCACACGUGCUCACUUGGAUUCAUGCUGCCGCCAAAGCAAAAGAGCUUAGAUCUUUGGUGACUGCUUCUCGCCACUUGGUAGAAGUCGCCUCCAAAUUGAAAGGCAUGGGAGAUGGAUACUCUUCUACCCAUCGUCGGACUGCCGCGAUAAUUGAAGGCUGGGCUACAGACUUCGUCAAGAUCGUUGGGAAAUUUGGUAAUAAUUUAAGACAGCACCCUGAUUCAGUUUACAAGCUCAUACCCCCGUUCUGCCCCAAAGACUCUAUGAUAUAUCAAGAAUUUGGUCGCAAAGAAAGCCGGUCACUUCUCAUUUCCGGAACUACACAAACUGGCUGGGAUGAUUGCCUCGCCCGUUUUACUUUAGCUCCAGGUGCCAUGGCUUCCUCAGUGAUCACCGCUGGUAAUAGAAUUGCACUUCUCGCCGUAAUUCGAAAUAUAAGUCAUAUCAUCAUCUACAAUGCAGCUACAUUCGAAGAACAACGUCGAAUAACCCACCCCGAGCGCGUUUCGAGCAUUCAAAGCAAUAAGCUUGGCGAUCUUCUUAUCAGCUGUGGUUACAUAACGACGAGACUAUGGAAUGUGGCAACAGGAAAGUGUCUUAAAACCAUUAAAAACCCAUCAAAGCAUAUACGGCCACUGAGCAUCAUAUUUGACGAGAAAAGCCAGGUCGUUAUAGUGUGUUUCGAAGAUAGAUCUAUCAGAACGGUUUCUUUUGAGGAUGACGGUGUAGAGCAGUGGGAGCUACAGGUGCAAAUUGACGAGCAAAAACUCGACGGUUCUAUACUUAACUUCCCUGUUACCGCCGCUAUCAGCCCCGAUGGGAAUCAGAUCGCAUUUGGGUACCGUAACCAUCCUGCGACAGUCUGGGAGCUGGAACCGUCUAUGUUGAUCGGGCAGUGUAUGAGGCCCCUGAAUGCACGUGGCGAAGUAUUCCAGGUGACGUGGCAUCCGCACUCUGGCGAAGUUAUUGGCCUCACUCAGGUGGGACUCCUGUUCAUUUGGGAUCCCUAUGAAGAGGAGGCCAGCGCGACUGCCCACAUUGGUGCAAAAACCAUCACUGUUAAUGCAGACGGCUCUCUUAUAGCUGCUGGAUCGACACUUGGCAUAGUCAAAGUUUACUCGACUGCAGACUUAUCAGUAUUGUACCAGCUGGCAUCACAGAAUUCUGUUUUCAAUAUCUGCUUUAGUGCCGACUCCAAAAGACUGUAUGACAUCCGAGGGUCGUAUGGUAACAUAUGGGAACCUGAUACUUUGGUUCAUCUCGCCGAUUGCUCCGAUCAUAGCAGUACCAGUGACUCUCGUACCGAGAUCGAAAGUGUCGCUAAAUUGUCUCUUGACUCUGAACGUCGCGUACCCGAACUAGACAACAUUAACGCCUUAUCUGGCCAGUCAGUCGGCCCGCUGUAUUGUUAUGGGACAGAUAAUGGCGUCGCUUUUCUAUGCGAAACAGGGCGAGGCAAAAUUUCCGAGUUAGAGAGACCGAAAAACUCAACGCCUAUCGGACAAAUAGCUUGGACGGAGGAUGGACGUCUGCUUGCGCUUGUUUGGUUCGGUGGAAGUCUCGCGGUAAAAAGAAUAACUCGCUCCUCUGAAUCUCCGAGUUCCUGGCAGGUGGAAGCUCACACCACUAUUGUUAUCUCACAAGAACAGGGACAUAUUAACCAGCUCAUAUUCCACCCUACCGGCCAAAAGCUGCUCAUAUGUACAUCGGCGGUUCUUUUCUUAUUAGAUCUGGAAUCUCGAUCAUUGAUGGAAUCUCGGCUCGAAUCGCCGAUGUUAAAUGUGAAGUGGACAAACCACCCAACAGUCGCAGAUACCCUGUUGGGAUUUGGAAAUACUAAAAUGCAUGUCUUCAGCUGGGUUGACCUGCGAGAACGCGAGGUGCGCAAUUAUUCACCACCAAGGAUUACAAGAUCCUCGACGACCCCAGCCCCAUCUCUACAAGAGCGUAUAGACGGUUUUAAGAUGGAUCGUGAAAUUCUGGGCAGGUUGAUAUCUUGCGCCGGCUUCCCGUAUAUCCUUCUUGAAAUAUGGUCAAAGACUUCUGCGGGCCUUCUAGAGAGCCAAUAUCUACUCUUUGACACAGAUGACAUGCAGCGUCCCCUAGAAGAAGAACCAAGCCAAGAUCCUUUACUUUUUCCUUAUACCCUUUUGCCAGAGGAGGUUUCCGCCCGAAUACGCGAGCCACUCGCAUUCCUACCAGGAAGAAGGCUUGCUUUCCUCGACACUGGCAGGUGGAUUUGCACUUGGCGCAUACCAGUCCCUGGUCUACCUGUACUUCCGGUCUCGCAGAAUUAUGGUUCGGGAGUCACUGGGUUGGAGAAGUAUUACUUCCUUCCUGAGGACUGGGUUACGAGUAAUGAAACAUGGCUAUGCACCAUGACUACUGAUGGGACCUUGCUUUGUCCAAGAAACGGAGAUAUAGCCACCGUCCAGGCUGCAAGGCUGCACAAGUAAGGAACAAGAAAUCAUAUUGGGGAUAUUGACAUCACAAGAUCAACUCAUCCACUCCAUUGGCAUAUGCAUAUACCCGCUAACAUAGGUACUCGUCGUCUCAUAAAACCAUUUAUUUUAUAUAUACCUCUUGUCUGUGUCUGCUGUUAUGUGCCACUAGGGUUGGUCGAGAUGUUUAGCAUUGCAAAUCUCCAAAAGUAGCUAAAAAUAUUCCGUCACGUUAUUUGAAAUCUAUGAGGCUAGUAUAGUUUAAGAUAAAAUUACUGAAAGC